GCGGGGAGCGGGGCCAUGUGGCGGGUGCUGCGCGCGCUGCGGGCUGUGGCGGGGGGCGCCCUGCGGCCGGGGCUGCCCGCGCUCCCCGGGGCUCCCCGCAGGGGCUGGGCGGCGGCGGCGGUAGGCGGCAGAGCAGAUACUGCUUUUCCAAAAUUCAACAUUGACUUUGUUAUAGCUUUGCUGAGGCAAGAAAAUGCUAAAGACAUCUGUGCCAUCCAGCUACCUCCAGAAAUAAACUACUGUAAUUAUUUUAUAAUCGUGAGCGGAUCUUCAACACGACAUCUCCAUGCAAUGGCACAUUACAUGCUAAAAAUGUACAAGCAUCAUAAAGAAGAAAGUGAUCCUCAUACUGUCAUUGAAGGGAAAGAGACAGAUGACUGGCUGUGCAUCGAUUUUGGUAGCAUGGUGGUGCAUUUCAUGCUGCCAGAGACAAGAGAAACAUAUGAAUUGGAGAAGCUAUGGACUCUUCGUUCCUAUGAUGACCAGUUAGCACAGAUAACUCCACAGUCACUGCCAGAAGACUUUAUAUUUGAACUAACUCCUAACAGCAGUGAUCAUCUUGAGACAAGAACCUAAUGCAGCUGCUGAGUAGAAAGAGAAAUGAGUGUGCCUUCACGGAUCUGAGAGGCAGCAGUCUUGAUAACUGACUGAACAGGCCCUAUAUUUAUCAGUACAAAACCGUGUUUAUUGGAUUUGCCUAGGUACAAACUACAAAAAUUAUCAGAAUGAUUAAGGUUAGAAAAGACCCUUAAGAUCCAGUCCAACCAUAAAAUGUCAAAGGAGGAAUCCAGUCAUUAAGGGGCUUCUUUUGGGAGUCACUGUCUCAGUGGAGUUUGCAGUGGUAAGAGGAGGACAAAGACAGCUGCUUAAGCUCCUUACUCUGAAACUCAUGCACAGCCUCUACAGUAACUGGUUUUUCUGGUAUCUUUGAGAGGCCUGGCUGCAGUGGCAAUGCAAAAGACUGGAGUGUUGUGAGGGACAACUAUAAGCAGUAUAGUUUAGAUGAGGCUCCUUGUAUUUAGUCAUUUGCAUCUGGUCACGAUGAAUCAAGUCAUAAAAGCCAAGAGCAGCAGUAACAAAGAAGUGUGUCUUAAGUUAAUAGAACAGUCAGUUUUUCAGCCAAGGCCAGUCAGUGUUUAAUAAUAAUAAUAAAAAUAAAAAACCCCGAAGAGCUUCCAUUCCUUGUCUUGAUGUUAAAACAUUUGGCUCAUGUUAAGUGUGCAGUUGCCCCCUUUCCUAGUUUUUCUCUUGCCUAGCUUCUGGAAAAGGAUGCUGAAGCAACACACUAUAGCAGUGUACACCUUCAGCAUCUUGGAAGUGGGCAAAAGUAGUUCUAGAGGAAGCCCUUACUCAGCAGUACUUGUUGUUGAUGGACUUGAGUAUUUUUAGAAGUCACUGUGCAGUGUGUUCUUACUGCGUGGUCUGAUAACCAGUUAGAAGAGCUUCAAGAUGGUAACAAAACUUGUCUGUGUAAAAGCAAGAUGCUUUUCUCCUGUACAGGAGAGGGCUUUCAUCAUGAGAUUAGGAUCUUUUCCUUCUGGAGAAUCUUCCUCUGCCAUACAGGAACAGAACAUCCUGAGGGUAAUCACUGUUUUCCUCCAUUGUCCCACAAAUUACUUCAAGCUCUGUCUGCAUCUCUUCCCUGUACAGCAGCUACUGAUUAUAAUGCUCAGAGAAAGUGACCUUGGUUUUCA
Messenger RNA from Cuculus canorus (common cuckoo), 1694 nucleotides. RefSeq names its product mitochondrial assembly of ribosomal large subunit 1 (gene MALSU1). Gene Ontology annotation, biological process: negative regulation of translation; negative regulation of ribosome biogenesis. The transcript has 4 exons. The record is from RefSeq and is a predicted model, not a curated record. Lineage: Eukaryota; Metazoa; Chordata; Aves; Cuculiformes; Cuculidae. Gene Ontology annotation, molecular function: ribosomal large subunit binding. Gene Ontology annotation, cellular component: mitochondrion. Bases 16 to 576 code for a protein of 186 amino acids.